This is a messenger RNA of Cooperia oncophora, 249 nucleotides long. The record is from the annotation of a GenBank genome assembly. Lineage: Eukaryota; Metazoa; Nematoda; Chromadorea; Rhabditida; Trichostrongylidae.
AUGAAUCAUGACGGACAUGUGAUCAAACCUGUUACCGGAAUGGAUACUUCAUCUUUCUCAGAAUGGCAUUCUCCGUUGUUAUCUGGGUACAUCAGCUCACCGUCACCGACUAUGGCUGCAGGUUCACGUGGCUCAAUGGGCGGUUGUGGUGGAGGUGAAGAUGAGUCGACAAGGAAAAGGCAAGUGCGAUUGCUGAAAAAUCGUGAAGCCGCUAAGGAGUGCCGCCGCAAGAAGAAGGUAUGUUUUUAG